AAUACCAAUUUAAAGCCUAACACCUACUAGUACUACCCUACAAGCCCUAAUCCCAACCACAGCGAGGAAAAAAAAGAAGUCGCGCACAGAAAAUCCCAAGCUCCCAACCGCCAUGUCUCCGCGAGCGCUCCUCCUCCUCGCCACCGCCGCCGCCGCCCUCCUCGCCGGCGCGCCGCUCGCCUCGGCGUCGGCGGCCGCCCACCCGAACGGCGCGGCGAACGACCUCCUCCCCAAGUACGGGCUCCCCAGGGGGCUCAUCCCGGACUCCGUCGCGUCCUACACCUUCGACGAGGCCACCGGCGCGUUCGAGAUCCGCCUGUCGGGGACCUGCUACGUCUGGUUCGGCUCCCACCUCGUCUACUACGAGAAGACCGUCCGCGGCCGCCUCACGUACGGCGCCAUCGCCGACCUCUCCGGCAUCCAGGCGAAGAAGCUCUUCCUCUGGGUCUCCGUCACCGGCAUCGUCGCGCACCCCGACCAGGGGACCGUCGAGUUCCAGGUCGGCUUCAUCUCGGAGGCGCUGCCGGCGUCUCAGUUCGACAAGGUGCCCGUCUGUGGCGCCGGCGCGCAGCUCCGCGGCGCCGCUGGGGUGAUCCGGGAGCUCGGCCUGCUCCCCGUGGCCGAGGCAUGAGCUUUUGAGUUCAGAAUCGACCUGCAGCAAACCUGAGCACCUCUGGUUCGAUGUUGUUAGAAAAUAAAGAAGACGCCUACCUCGUUUGAGCUCAGGAGGUUGUGCCAGGUUUGCUGUUGAGCAUGUAUGUUCGUGUGUGUGUGUGGUUGUUUUCUUGUUCAUGGACACGGGUGCUAUCCACAAGUCUAGAGCAAUAUACUUCUACGGUACCUUGGUAGAGAUGUACAUUAAACUCGGCCGUGUUGCCCUCGGAUCCAUGUGUUCUGAACUUCUGAUGGCAUAGCGGUCCGAAUGCAGUGAAAAUUUGCAUGGAAACUUCACCUAUGUAUGUAGUUAUUUAUAUAUAUGUAAAAAUGGUACCUGGCUACCUGCUCCCAUGUUUUAAGGAGAA
Oryza brachyantha (malo sina) is the source of this 1022-nucleotide messenger RNA. RefSeq lists its product as uncharacterized. The record is from RefSeq and is a predicted model, not a curated record. The transcript is spliced from 2 exons. The coding region runs from base 113 to 631 and encodes 172 amino acids. Lineage: Eukaryota; Viridiplantae; Streptophyta; Magnoliopsida; Poales; Poaceae.